CCGCGUGGUGGCAUUUUGGGGCCGAGACGCGCGGCAGCCGCCAUUACGCCCUCAGCGGCCUACCGAGCACGCCACCCCGCCGAAAACCCUCCUCCAGCGCCUCCACACACCGCCCACCUCGCCUCUACCAGUGCAAAGGAGUCACGACAGAGGAUGGUCAUGGAAACCCCAACCCCGCAGUGCGUUGGCCUUGAGUUUGUGCGCCAGUACUACACGGUGCUCAACAAGGCCCCCCUGCACCUCCACCGUUUCUUCAGUCACAACUCAUCGUUCAUGCAUGGGGGCCACACGUCCAUGAGCGAGCCAAUCGUGGGCCAAGCGGACAUCCACAAGGUCAUCAUGGGACUCAACUUCCGCGACUGCCAUGCCAAGAUCCGCAUGGUGGACGCCCAAGCCACGCUGGGCGACGGCGUGGUCAUCCAGGUGACCGGUGAACUGUCUAACAACGGCAAUCCGAUGCGGCGCUUCAUGCAGACCUUCGUGCUGGCCCCACAGACCCCCAAGAAGUACUACGUGCACAACGACAUCUUCCGCUACCAGGACGAGGUGUUCAGUGACGAGGAGGGGGGGGAAGAGGGUGGCAGCGAGGGGGAGGAGGAGCUGGAGCCGCCCCUCCCCACCCAGGGCUUCACCACCCCCGCCCCCUCCACCACCCCCGCCGUCACCACCCUCAACGGCACCCCUCACCCCCCUGAGCCUGAGGCCACACCCCCCGCCCCGGCUGUUCCUGCCCCAGCACCGGCCCCCGCAACCCCACAGGUCCCCCCCACCCCUGUCCCUGUGACUCCCGUGGUGGUGCCCGCCGCCCCGGGAGCCUCCGCCCCUACAGCCGCCACCGCCCCCAUCGUCGCCCCGGCCCUCUCUCCCACUCCCCCAGCCCCCAGUGUCACCGAGCCUGCCCCGGAGACCCCGCCAACCCCGGAGAAGCAGGAGCCCGAGGGAUGGUCCUGCGUUCCCCCCUCAGACAGCUGGGGGGGUGAAGCACAGGGGUCCUCCUGGGAAGACAUCUCGGCCCCCCCAAAGGAGACCCCAGAGCCAGACCCUCCCCAGCCUGACCCAGUCCAGCAGCCCAUCUCCAGCGAACCCAAGACCUACGCCAACCUUUUCAAGAGCUCCGGAGGCUUCCCCCCGGCACCCACCUCGGUCCCCCAGGUCACGCCACAGCCCCCAGCGGCCACCCCUGCACCCACCACCCCAGCCCCAGCCAUGAACCGCGUAGAGAUGAACAGCCGGCCACCACCAACGGCGGCGGCGGCAGCGUCGACGGCGCCGGCUCCUGGCGGCACUGGGGGCAUGGGCAGCAUGGGAAGCCAGCCCCCCACCCAGCCCGGCGGCGGGGGAGGCUUCACCCAGCGCAACCCACGCACCCUGCAGGGCGGGCGAGGGCCACCCAGGGACCGCCCUUACAGGCCCAACAGUGAGGACAACUCUGAGCUGGACAGCCUGGGAGGAGAGGAGAAGAGAAGACCACUCGUGCCUGACAGCCAACAGAUCUUUGUGGGGAACCUGCCUCAUACUGCAGGGGAAGAGGAGCUCAAGGUUGAGUUCUCCAAGUUCGGCAAGAUCAUGGACGUGCGGAUAAACACAGCCAAGGGCAAGACAGGUCCCAAGGGUCAGGUGCCCAACUUUGGCUUCAUCACCUUCGAGGAGGAGAGCACCGUCACCAGGGUCCUUAACAGCAGGCCCAUCCACCUCAACGGGGAGCACCGCCUCAACGUGGAGGAGAAGAAGGCCCGCAUGCGUGUGGACGGCGGCAUGGGGCGCCCCAACAGCGGCCGGGGCGGCAUGGGCGGCCUGCGACAGGGGCCCCCGGGAGGCUUACAGGGGCGGGGUGGCAGUCGACCCGGGUACAACCGCGACAAUAACCGGGGCGGACCACGGGGCGGCUUUAUACCCCGCCGCUAAGGGUAUCCAAGGCCCCGAGAAGUCCCACUUCCCCGCCCUCGCCCCAGCUCCCUUGCCCGCCCCGCCCUGGCCCUCCCACAGCCCCCGCCCCAGCCCGCCCCGCCCCCACGGAGGGUUGCCUCAACAAAGUGGUGCUUGAGGUGAUGAAAGUUGGUGGUGAUAAAAAUAAAUAAAAAAAGUGAUAGUGAAUGGAACAUAACGUUAAGAAAGAAAGGAAGAAGAAGGCGAAGAAGAAGAAGACAAAAAAAUAAUAAAUAAACAGACUAAAAAAACGGUUUAAAAGAGUUAAUUCACGUUGAGAGAAGAACAGAAAAAAAAACUAAAACACUCCUUCACCUGUAUGGAAUAAGUGGCUUCUUUUGUAUGGUUUUGUUUCUCUCUCUAUCUCUCUUUCCCUCCUCCUCCCUCCCUCUCUCACUUCCUCAUUUAUUUUUAUAUAUUCUCAUCUUCUGUCUCCAUUCGCAUAACCUCAUCUACUGUCAUUCAUAAUUAAGCGUAAGUCUAUCUAUCAAACACAUCCGUAGUCAUUGAUAGUUGGGACCUGCAGUAAAUUUUCCCUUCCUCCUCCUCCCCCUACCCCCCUUUUUCCCUCCGCAACUUACCUCCCCUUCCCUCCACCCUAAUACGCUCGGCCACUAGUCAUGAGUUGGCCUUCCCCUUCCCUCCCCUUCCCUACACCCUAAUACGCUCGGCCACUAGUCAUGAGUUGGCCUUCCCCUUCCCUCCCCUUCCUUUCCCCUCUCCUCCCCUCUCCUUCCUAUCCCCUCCAUAAUGUCGCCGUCUCUAUCGGACCGAGCGCUUAAAAUUAAAACACAAGAUAAAAUGAUGGAAAAAAAUUACAAAAAAGGGAAAUAAAAAACGUAACUAAAUUGACGAUAAUGUAGUUUUUUUUUUUUACGUAGUUGUGCCGAGUCUGUUUUUAUUUCUUCCCCGUUCACUUUGAUUAUUAUUAUUAUUAUUAUUAUUAUUAUUAUUAUUUUUCUUCGUGAAUUUGUACUUGUUCGGGAUUGCCAUUACGCACGAGACGUCUAGUUCUCCGUCGUAAUCGUUCUUUUUUUUGUUCUUUUUCUCCUGUUUCAAGCGAGGAACGUAUUAACCGAUCGUAUUAUUAUUUUUUUUAUUAUUGCGUUUUAUCAUUAUCAUUCGUGUUCUUGUCCCGUUUCUCUCUCCGUCGGGUCACCAUCAUCGCCUCGCUCGUCCUUCCCUCCUUUGUCAUCCAUCGCCCCUUUCGUUCCAUUUAUCCAACCGUCUCCUAUUCCCUCUUUUCCAUCUCCUCUCUUCUCCGUGCAUUUUAAGUUUCCCUCUCCGAGAAGACGCAGCAUUUACAAACUCCUACGGCUGUAUCGCAAGUUUCCUGUUUGUCACGUUUAUUUUUUACAUCAUUUUACGCUACACAACUCCGGGUAUGGCCGUACCUGCGCUGUGGUGUGGGCAUUACGUCGCUGAUAGCAUUGCCGGUGGUCGUUGGCUGCAGCUGUGCCCUUGUACCCAUGCCCGUAACCUGAUCCCGUGUCCCUCUCUCCCAUAUAAACUAAUUUCCUUUUGUAUAUCACUGUUUACAAUCCUUCCCUAUUUUUGAUAACCUCCAAUUUCUCUUUCAUUUAUACCUUUUGCUGUUACAAUCCUGCCUGUCUAUAUUUUUGAUAAAGCCUGAUUUUGACUUUUUCGUACCCUCAUACCUGAUCAUUUACCCCCAUACCCUGUGGCCUUACUCGUGUGAACUCCUUUACUUCCCUCGUAUUCUUUACACACCCACCGCAACGUUUUUAUAACCCCCAUACGUUCAUACGAUUCCCCCCUCCUCUAUACCCUGCGUCCCUUACUCCUGCCCCCAGUACAUAGCCUGGUGUGUCCCCCCCUCACAUGCAGCAAGUUAAGGCUGUCGUAAUAAACAUCGGCCUUGUGAGAAUUCUCGUCACAUGCGACAAAAAAUAACGCACCACAUGGAUUGCACGAGUCGUCAAGUCGUAUAGUCAGUCAGUCACUCGAAGACGAAAGCAUGUAACCAUUUCACCAGCAUGGCAUAUACCUACGUAUUGUUUAGUUACCGUUCAAACUCACCAAGUGCUGUCGUUUUCUCUCACACCAGUACCACGUGUCAUGUCGAAGCAAGUAACUACGUAGCGGGGUAAACUAAACCGAGAGUGGAUGCGUUUGAACGAGACAUCCGCUGUGGGGGGAGUGUCACAUCUUGUCUGACUUUGUGUUGGUUUCUAGCGCAACGGAACGGACUUUUUUUAUUUAUGUUUUGCUGGUUAGUUGUCGGUUAAGGUUAUGCUCUCUCUCUCUAUCUCUAUCUAUCUAUCUAUAUAUUUCCAUCCCCUGCACACACACACACACACGUACACACACACCAUAUCCAUCAUCCCCACUCACCAAUCCAUUCUCACCAUACCAUCACUGUCACCACCUCCCCUUCCUCCUCCUCCGUCAUUAUCGACAUUAUACCCACACAGUGCCUAGACAUAUAUGGACAUAGCGCAGGGCCUAUCCAUUUCAAUCUAUUAUCUAUCUAUUAAUCUAUCUCGUCAUCUUUCGUGUUCUCAUCCCCAUUCUUCUUCACUAUUUCGCUCUUCCCCAUCCUCCUCCUCCUCCUCCUCCUCCUCCCCUAUCACCAGUGGGGUUCUUCAUUCCAUUCCAUCGGACAGUGGCCACACCCACCACGCCCGCACACACGCAUCCACCCACCACCACCACCCAUCCGUCAUCCACCCACCGACCUCCUCUGCGUAUUCGCGUAUAUCUUUUUACGUAAACACACGGCAGUAUAUCUUACGGCAGUAUUACACUAUUUUUUCUCCACCCUCCCUCGUUUUGUUUUCGUCACAAAUACACACACACAGGUAAACGCAUACACCGAUUUACACACACACACACACACGCACACACACCCACACACACACGAUAAUACGUUUAACAAAAAGGAAUGGCACCAAAUGUACGACUACGUUAAUUGAAUAGUACGCCAAGUCUUGUGUUUGUUUCCCAUUACGCUACGUUUGCCUUAAUACUAUUUUUACUAUGCCUGUUAUUACGACUAUUAUUAUUAUUAUUAUUACGACUUAUUAUUGCCGCUGCUCUUGUAUUUGUUCCUGGUUGUGUUGUCGACAGGAUUUCUUUCAGCCCCCAAACCACGACGUUCGUUGGAUUUGCAGAAUGUGAUAUUAGUUUAGGUCAUUACGGUGAGCUGAGACAGGGGAGGCGCGGUGGGUCGAUCGGCAACAUGUACGUCUAAUAUAUUGCGUGUGUACGUGCGUGUACCGGCUGCGGCUCCGUUGGGUCGCCAGCAGCCAUCUCCAAGGUCAGGUCAAGGUCAGGGUCGACACGGCUCCCCACAGGUCAUUGUAGUAAUUUUUUCCCUCCUCCCGUCACUCGCCCCUCACCCCGACACACACACACACACACACACACACACACACACACACACACACACACACACACACACACACACCUCAGCCUGAUAAUUGAGCUCACGUAACAGUAAUAACGCUGGUACGCUGGGUCCCGGGCAGCCCGCGCCGUUACUUCGCAUGCCUCUCGCCACUUCGGUAAAUCGUCACUCAGCUGCGUUUUAAGUAAUACGGAGGAUCGUCGCGAGGUUCAUUUUUAUCAGCUGGAGUCUCAUCACAAAUAGCGCCGUGGCGAACGCGCGAAGUAACGGCCCCCCUGCCCCCGGGACGUAUCGUAAUAAUUAAUAAAAAAAAAUUGUAGCAGUCGUGUCAUACGGUCGUUUGUUUGUUACUCCGGGAAACUUUCACACAAGAGUUUUCACACCUGGAAAUUUCCGUUGUAGUGAGGUUUUCAGUCGAUUGAUCCUUUAUAAUGUUAAUAAUAAUGAUAAUAAAUAACAGUAAUGUCUGAGAAUACCAAUGCUUUUUGCUACCACUGUAUUUAUGGCCCGUGCGGCGGCAGCAGCAGCAGCUCCGGCCCAAUCUUUUUGUGAUGGAGGACGAAAGUGAGAAUAAAGCCUCUUUUGA
This is a messenger RNA of Eriocheir sinensis (Chinese mitten crab), 5882 nucleotides long. RefSeq names its product ras GTPase-activating protein-binding protein 2-like (gene rin). Bases 154 to 1905 code for a protein of 583 amino acids. The transcript has 11 exons. Gene Ontology annotation, molecular function: mRNA binding. NCBI's taxonomy places the organism in Eukaryota, Metazoa, Arthropoda, Malacostraca, Decapoda, Varunidae. The record is from RefSeq and is a predicted model, not a curated record. Gene Ontology annotation, cellular component: ribonucleoprotein complex; cytosol.